CACAGCAGCCUGAUGUGCAUCACUCAAACUCUUCCCCCGGCGGUUAGGGGAACCGCAGAGAGGCGACUGGUGGUUGGUGGUCAUAAUGUCGGGCAGAAAACCUCGGUCUGUGGCAAACCCCCUGGAGUCCGCGAUCACCACACCGAGUGAGAGGAUCCUGAAGGAAUGCCACAGUCUGUAUGUGGACAGCGAACACGGCCUGGUGAAGAUUGCCAGUACUCUGGGAGUGCGGCUGCUGCCUCCCAGAAAGAAGAUAAUAGUGACGAUAAUGGGCAACCACUCUGCAGGGAAGAGCUCCUUCAUUAACUGGUAUGUUGAAGAGCACAUACAGAAAGCAGGAGUUGCCAUUGAAACUCAGGGCUUCACAUUCAUCACAAGUGGUCGUAAAAGAGAAUCACUGACGGGGAAUGCAACGCUACAUCUCUACCCUCACUUUCGACCACUCCUGGAGUUCAAAGGUGUUAUGGACUAUCUCACUGCUGAGAUCUCCACCUCUAAGCAGAAGAAGUUCAGUCUGGUGACAUUUGUGGACACGCCGGGUUUGGUGGAUGGGGACAUGGUCUACCCAUUUGAUGUCAACAGCGCCAUCACCUGGCUGGGAGAACAGUCAGAUCUGGUAUUCGUGUUUUUCGACCCGAUGGGUCAGGCGCUCUGCAAGCGCACGCUCAACAUCGUGGAAAAGCUGAGCGAGAAAUGCGGAGACAAGCUGCUCUUCUACCUCAGCAAGGCAGAUGAAGCAGGGAAGGAAACAGACAGACAGAGGGUCAUGAUGCAGAUAGUUCAGGAACUGUGUCGUCGUCCAGGCCUCAACAAAUGUGGCUUUGAAAUGCCUACUAUAUACAUCCCCAACCCACAGAAGCCAAGCCGCUGUGUGAACCAGAUUGACGGAGUGUGUCAGACCAUCGAGAAGAACAUCAACCAGGCUGUUCAGAAGACUUUGGAUCAGCUGGAGAAAGACUGUGACCUGAUCUGUUCCACCAUCAGCAGCAGACUGGAGAAGGACAGAGCCGAUGCAGCAUACAACAAAAGCGUACGUCUUCACUCGUUCCUGUGUGGGGCUCUGGGUGUCAUCCUCCCUACCCUCUUCAUCCUCAGUUUCAUUGUAAACACCUUCUCGACAGAGCAGCUGGAUGAGCUGCUGGGUGAAGGGCCAGCUCGGACCUUCUUCUUCCUCACAGGAAUAGUGAUAUAUUUGUGGGACUGGAUACCAGAAGAUGGACAAGUUGUGUUUGUAAUCAUCUUUGGAGCUUUUUGCUACCUCCUCCUUUUCCUAGCAAAGUACUUUGCAGGCCGAGGGAAUAAGACUCUGACGAAGAAGGAGAAGAAGGUGAUGGCAGAGUACAAUGAAUACAUUCAGGAUGUUGUCAGAACCAAGAAGGGGAAACUGUAUGAAUGGUACCUCCAGCAGUGUGCAGCAGAAUACGACCUCUGACCCUGGGUAAACUGGACACUGUUGAAAAAUAUGUGCCUGCAUCUUGCUUGAACUUUUUGUGGAAAGCAGCCUGUACGCCACAGUCUAUCGAUUGUUGUUAAAAGUGGAUUCAGGGGGACUUUUUAACUAGAUGAGCAUCCAACAAAUAAUCAGGUGUUACUCUUCUCAGUCAGUGGGGUCUACUCUCUAGUACAGCAGAGAUCACUGCCAACAUUUUUCAUCUCAUGAUUUUAAAGAUGAAAAGAUAAAAGUCUCAAAGGUGAUUUAUUUUUCAGUACAGGAAAAGCUGUGAUUGUAAUCGUUUGAUCUCAGAAUGUGAAUUUUUGAAGCACAGUAAUGUCUAACCUUCACACAAGAGUUUGCAAAAGGACUUUUUCAUUUACCUCCAAGAGUCAUGUGUAGCCAUCCGGCUCUAUCAAAAGUGAUGAGGCCUGCUCUUGUCAUUUUGCUCCUCAGAUCCCAAGCCGCCGUCCUUAAGUCUUUCAUAUUGUCGAUAACAGAUACAAGAAGGUCUGAUCUAUAGCAAUACUUCAACAACCAAUGCUGUGAAUAUUUUAUACCUGUACCAGUGCUAAGCUGUCUCCUGCCUCCAAAUAUUCUCUUUCCUACUGUCAGACAUUUGUUUGAAUCAGAUUUAAUGAUCAGUAAAUCACUGCCAUGUGAUAAUAUUUGAAUAAUUCACAGUCAACCAUGUGAUUUAUGUACUUUUUAAACCAGUUUAUUGUGUUUGGUCUUUCACAGCACUGAUGUAUAUCUCCUAGCUGUCAAUGAGCUACUCAUAUCAGCAAUAACAUUCUAUAACCCCAGUUUACUUUAUGAUCUAUCACCAUGUAUUGCCUUCAUUUAUGUGUUUGUAUUUAUAUUUAUUAGACUAUGAGGUGCUAUUUACCCAAAUAAUAUAGAGAAACCUCUCCGGGCUGUUUGCAAUACUAUUGUGAACACUGUCAUUUCUUAUUGUUUGAGUUAGAUGCCUCCUCGUUUGGGAAAAAAAUUGUCUUUUGGGAUACUUCAUAAACUGUGUGUGUCUUUACAUAUUCUGUUGAAGCUGUUUUUAAUGAUAUUACCUGUUUGACUCAACUGGCUCCUCUAGAAAUGUUUUUGUAAUUAAAGCUUCAAAGAAAGA
Molecule: messenger RNA, 2555 nt
Organism: Notolabrus celidotus (New Zealand spotty)
Lineage: Eukaryota; Metazoa; Chordata; Actinopteri; Labriformes; Labridae
Exons: 12
Coding region: 86-1432 (448 amino acids)
Molecular function (GO): GTPase activity
Source: RefSeq, a predicted model, not a curated record